AUGUCGAGUUUCACUAACACACUAUCGGCUUUCAAACCAGUUAAGCCUCAUUACUUCGAAGUCAUCGACUUCAAAACUCAAAACAUCUUUGCUGAUGUAGUUUUGAAUUCCCCGUCCCCCAUCGAAAACAUCAAAAUUAAAUCCCCUUGCCCAGCUACAGUCGUCAUCAAAGAACGGAAAACAAAGAAGUACUGGACAAAUGAACAAAAGAAAAUCGCUGUGGAAAAAGCAAGAGUUCUUGGGCUGUCUAAGGCAACUAAAUUUUUACAAUUGAACUACCCAACCGCUUUUGCUGACUUAUCGCCAAGCACUUUACAAUACUGGAUUCAUAAAAGCAAAGUGGCUACAAGUACACUAUAG
Molecule: messenger RNA, 360 nt
Organism: Entamoeba invadens IP1
Lineage: Eukaryota; Evosea; Mastigamoebida; Endamoebidae
Exons: 1
Coding region: 1-360 (119 amino acids)
Source: RefSeq, a predicted model, not a curated record